Messenger RNA from Penicillium egyptiacum, 1035 nucleotides. The record is from the annotation of a GenBank genome assembly. NCBI's taxonomy places the organism in Eukaryota, Fungi, Ascomycota, Eurotiomycetes, Eurotiales, Aspergillaceae.
AUGAUACAAGCCAAACAAAAAAUGGCACCCGAAAUUACCCCAGACAUCUUUCUCACUACCACAGGCUCUCCAUCAGACCAAAACACGACAAUCUUCUUUAUCUCCGGCAAUCCGGGUCUGAUCAGCUACUACCACCCAUUCCUCUCUCUACUCUCAAAGUAUCUAGAUGAGCCAAAAGAGGAAAAUUCACCAAGCCUACCUUCAUUUCAAAUCUACGGCUGUUCCCUCGGCGGCUUUGAAAUCAACGAACAGCAGCCCUCACCGUCACAAAACAAUGGCAUCGAUCUCGACCUGGAAGAUCAGAUCUGCUUUGUGCAGGGAAAGCUCGCUGCCCUGAUGGGAGACGAAGGCAAGGGUAAAGAUACUGUGGAUGCUGGAACUAGACGAAAAGUCAUUCUCAUCGGACACUCCGUUGGCGCAUACAUCGCCAUGGAAAUCCUAAGACGGCACCGCGAAGCAAAGCCAGAAAGCGCCUUCGAUAUAGUCGGUGGAGCGAUGCUCUUCCCAACUGUCAAAGAUAUCGCCGCGUCGCCUUCAGGACAGAAAUUGACGACUCUACUUUCAAUCAUUCCCCGUCUGGCCCUGGUGGUUAGUCUCUUCGCCCGACUGCUUACAUUCCUGUUCCCGGCAUCGCUUCUUCGAUCUGUCGUCCGGCUUGUCAUGGAUGACCCGCCCGUUCAUGCUUUGGACGCUACGUGUGCCUUUUUGAAGAGUCGGGGUGGAGUACGGCAAGCUUUACAUAUGGCUGCCGAUGAAAUGCGGACUAUCACUUCGGACAGAUGGACUGAUGAUGUCUGGGGUGCUGCAUCGGCGCGCGAGCCUAUCGCUAAGCUGUUUUUCUAUUUUGGUCGUAAUGAUCACUGGGUGGCUGAUCAGACGAGGGAUGAUAUUGUUGCGGUGCGCGGGCAGAAGGGAGGACAGGCUGGGCCGACUAUGGUUGUUUGUGAAGAGGGUUUGCCACAUGCAUUUUGUUUGAAACACAGUGAUGUGAUGGCGCGAAAAGUUGCAGGGAUGAUUGGGCAGAUUGUGGCCUAG